This is a messenger RNA of Fraxinus pennsylvanica, 1599 nucleotides long. NCBI's taxonomy places the organism in Eukaryota, Viridiplantae, Streptophyta, Magnoliopsida, Lamiales, Oleaceae. The record is from the annotation of a GenBank genome assembly.
AUGAGGACCAGACCAACAGCCGUGUUCAUGGCCUUUGGCACCAAAGGCGACGUAUUUCCCAUCGCUGCUAUAGCUGCUGCGUUUGCUUCUGAUCAGCAUCAGUAUGACGUUGCAUUCAUAACCCAUUCAGCACAUGAGAACCUGGGAGUGCAGUUGGGAGCAAAGAGAGUUGCAUAUUUUCCAGUUUCAUCACCACCAGUUCUAUCUCCUUAUCAAGAUAGUGAUACUGCAGGCUCCACAAAGGUCUCCUUUUCUAUGCAGAAGGAGGAAAUCACUAGAAAACAAAGAAAGGAAUGUGUUUCAAUCGUUGAAAGGAUAUUUGGAGAGAGCCCAAGCUUGGAGGGUGAUGUUAUCAUUAUAAAUUUCUUUGCUCUGGAAGGUUGGAGUCUUGCUGAACUGUUUCGUGUCCGCUGUGUUGCUGCUGCUCCUUAUGUUGUUCCUUACAGUGCCCCCUCCUCUUUUGAAUGUCAAUUCAGGAAAGAAUUUCCUCUUCUGUAUAAAUAUCUUAAAGAAGCUCCAGCAGAUAUGGUUGGCUGGGAAGAUGUUCUCCACUGGAUGUGGCCACUUUUUACAGAUGAUUGGGGAUUGUGGAGAAGUCUUGAUCUGAAGCUGAGCGCCUGUCCUUUCACGGAUCCUGUAACUGGCCUUCCGACUUGGCAUGAGAGGCCUUCAUCUCCACUGCUAUUGUAUGGAUUUAGCAAAGAAAUUGUUGAGUGCCCUGGUUACUGGCCAUCAAGAGUUCGGGUUUGUGGCUUUUGGUUUCUUCCUGCUGAAUGGCAGUUCUCUUGCUUCAGUUGUGCAGAUGCUUCAUAUUUAAUUUCUUCAGAGAAGUUGAACGUCCAAGCCAAGUUGUGUUCGGCUCACAGCAAGUUACAACAUUUUUUGGAUUGUUCCCCUGAGAAACCUGUUUUCAUAAGUCUGAGUUCAGUUGGUAGCAUGGGGUUUUUAAGGAACCCUAAAGCAUUUCUUCGGGUCCUUGGAGAUGUGUUAGAUAUUACAAGUCGCAGCUUUAUUUUGUUCUCAGCUGGUUAUGAACCUUUAGAUGUCACCAUCAAAAUGUUUGCUGGAAAAGCACCAUCAGCUUCAGAACAAGUGCAAUCCAGUAAAGAUGAAACACUCUUAUUCGAUGACCGGCUCCUUUGCUUUUCUGGUAAUAUACCAUACAGUUGGCUGUUUCCAAGAUGUACUGCUGCUAUCCAUCAUGGGGGAAGUGGGUCCACUGCUGCUGCUCUGCGAGCAGGAAUUCCUCAGGUAAUCUGUCCAUUUAUGCUGGACCAGUUUUAUUGGGCAGAGAGAAUGUUUUGGCUCGGUGUUGCACCAGAGCCACUAAACAGUAACCAAUUGCUCCCAGAUAGAGAUGAUGACUGCUACGUCAAAGAAGCUGCAUAUAUGCUAGCGAAGGUCUUAAACUCUGCAUUGUCUUCUCAAGUGAAAUUGCGCGCUUCAGAGAUCGCUGAAAGAAUUUCCACUGAGGACGGAGUUUCAGAAGCUGUACGGAUAAUUAAGGAAGAGAUAACCCGUACUGAUGAGAAGCAAGGCCAUAUGGUUGAAUUUGCCGGCGACUGGGACCAAGUGUGUGUCGGAGGAAAUCCAGAAUAA